CUUGACUUGUCAAAUGUCAAUGUCAUUUGUAUUAAGAUUAAAAAUUUCCUGUUGAUGCUUCUUGUUGUCUUCGUGUCGAGAUCACUUUCUCUCUUAAAAUAAGUAAUUUCGCUUUUAAGACCGUUUAAAGAUGAAGAUGGCAGAUGGAUGUAUGAUUUUAAGAAGAAAUAGACCAGGAACUAAAGCCAAGGAUUUUUGUCGUUGGCCUGAUGAAGCGUUUGAAGAAAUGGAUAGUACACUAGCUGUACAACAAUACAUUCAACAAAUAAUAAAACGUGAUCCCUCAAACAUAGAAUUAAUUUUAAAAAUGCCCGAUGCUCAAGAUGAAGGUGUUUGGAAGUACGAACAUCUCCGCCAGUUUUGCAUGGAGUUAAAUGGUCUCGCAGUAAGAUUACAAGGUGAAUGUCAUCCAGAAACUUGCACCCAAAUGACAGCCACUGAACAAUGGAUAUUUUUAUGUGCUGCUCAUAAAACUCCAAAAGAAUGUCCAGCUAUUGAUUACACCAGACAUACAUUAGAUGGUGCUGCAUGUCUUUUAAACAGCAACAAGUAUUUUCCAAGCCGUGUGAGUAUUAAAGAGUCAUCCGUUGCGAAAUUGGGAUCAGUUUGUCGAAGAGUUUAUCGAAUCUUCUCCCAUGCUUAUUAUCAUCAUAGACUGAUAUUUGAUUUGUUUGAGAACGAUACAUGUUUAUGUAGGAGGUUUACUUAUUUUGUUACAAAAUAUAAUUUGAUGUCUAAGGAUAAUUUGAUUGUUCCAAUUUUAGAAGAUGAUGGCACAACUGGUGAAUCAGAGGCAUAAAAAAAUGAUAAAAAGAGAUUUUUAGAUUGUAUAAUGUAUUCUUUAAAAGAUUUUUUUUUAUUCCACAAUUUAAUUUGUUCUAAUAGAAAUAGUAAAAUUAAGACAACAUCUCAUAGUUGGUAAGAAUUUUUAUUAAAUGUUUAUUUUGAUUGUAUUUAAUUUCCUUGAAAAUACAGUUAUUUAUAACCUGAAA
Messenger RNA from Onthophagus taurus, 992 nucleotides. It is a transcript of the gene Mob4, whose product is annotated as MOB kinase activator 4. The record is from RefSeq and is a predicted model, not a curated record. NCBI's taxonomy places the organism in Eukaryota, Metazoa, Arthropoda, Insecta, Coleoptera, Scarabaeidae.